Molecule: messenger RNA, 2317 nt
Organism: Octopus sinensis (East Asian common octopus)
Lineage: Eukaryota; Metazoa; Mollusca; Cephalopoda; Octopoda; Octopodidae
Product: pyruvate dehydrogenase [acetyl-transferring]-phosphatase 1, mitochondrial-like
Exons: 1
Coding region: 644-2215 (523 amino acids)
Biological process (GO): protein dephosphorylation
Molecular function (GO): cation binding; protein serine/threonine phosphatase activity
Source: RefSeq, a predicted model, not a curated record
ACAUAGCAUUAUAUGUUUUUCUGCAUAUGUGUACACAUUAUUGAAUUGUAAACUAACAAGAUUAAAGGGAACAAUCAACGCAUGUUGGACACAAGUCAAAAUACCAUCGCAUGUAGUAAUAAUUUUUCCAGCGCAGUAAAUGAAUACCGUGCAAAUAGAAAUGUUGCGCGACUACUACUAUGAGAUACGAAACAACGGCUACAGCAACAAGGUUGUCUUCAGACCUUGUUGGAGGUCGGCUGAAAUACAUUUUGUACCGGUUGUUGGGUUCUUGUGGAACAUAGAUGUCCUCUAUAAAUAACCACUGCCACACUUCUAUCAUUUACAACAUAUAUAACUAGGUUUGCCCUUCUUGUGUUACCACUGUUUUCACUAGUCUUAAUAUUUUUGCUUAUUCAUCUGACCCCCCUAUAUUAUUGUAUCUACCAUAACUACAUAAAUAUAUACACGCAUACUAUAUGAACACAUAUAUACGCACGUCCGCACAAACGGACACACAUACAUUCUCACGCACAUAUACAUAGAAUCUUUGUUGGGGAAAUUCUUAUGCUCUGUGACUUUCUCAUUGAUGAAAACCUGUUUAAAACAAUGCUUUUGUUGACUUCGCGAUAGAAAUCCACGUUUUGUUAAUUUUGUCUUGGCAAUGAACAUGAGAAGGUUACCUCCAAGCUGGUUUACUCAACUUGGUACCAGAGUUUCGGACAGAAAAUUACGCCCAGUAUUUUGUUUGCGACAUGGUUUCAAUCCCUGCAACUGCCGUCACACUACUAGUUACUCGAAACUCUAUCAAAGUAAUAGGUAUCAAAAGAGAUUUAUCCAUCACACAUCAAGGCCUGUAUUUAGUGGCCCCGAUAGUGUAGAGAAUCCUCGUCUCGCUCCCUUGCAAGUUACUUCUAUACUUCGUGUCAACGAGCUCAGUGUCGAUGUAAAUGAGGGAGCGGUGAAGUAUUUCGAAUCCAACCAACUCCAGUCCAACAAUCCUAUUGAAGAUCGACGAGGAAAUGCCAAGUUUAUCGGCGGCCCUAAAUUUUUGUUCGGUGUUUUCGAUGGACAUGCAGGCUGUGCUUGUGCACAAGCUAUAAGUGAAAGGCUCUAUUAUUAUAUCGCUUUGAUGAUUUCACCCCCACAUUUGAUAGAAAAAAUUGUCCAUAUACUGAAGGAUCGCGGGCUCGAUAUCCAUUCAACUGGGAUUUUAAACUGGUAUCGAGGCCCACACGACUAUGUGAACAAAGAACUUUCUCCGAUGUAUAGUAAAAGCUUGGUUAAACUGGCAAAUGAGAUAUUAGCGCUGUAUAUUGAGGAAGAAUCCACGAUUGAUGAUCAUUUAUUGAGUGCAUUUUGUCGACUGGAUCAGGAUAUUGUACAAGAAGCACUACCGAAUUAUUCCAAAAAUGUGAGUAACUUCGAAGCCAUGCAGAUAGCUUUUUCUGGUUCCUGUGCUUGCGUUGCUAUGGUGGACGGUACAAACUUGUAUGUUGCUAACACUGGUGAUUGCAAAGCUGUUUUAGGGGUCAAUGUUGGAGAUGACCAGUGGGAAGCCAAAGAACUGUCCCAUGACCACAACGCUGACAAUGUCCAAGAAUGUAGAAGACUAGUGAAUUCUCAUCCGAACGAAGGAACUCAUUUGAUAAGAAACGGUCGCUUACUGGGCGACUUAGCCCCCUUAAGAGCCUUUGGAGAUGUACGUUAUAAAUGGCCGGCCAGAGAACUGAAACAUGUAGUCAAAACAAUGGCUUAUUCUACCCCAUACGGAAACAAUUUAAUUCCUGCCCACUAUCACACACCACCUUAUCUGACAGCCGAGCCUGAAGUGAUCAGUCGACGCCUCACUCCAAAGGAUAAAUUUCUGGUGCUGGCAACAGAUGGACUGUGGGAGAUGGUCACUCCUGAGAAAGUUGUAAAAAUCAUAGCCGGCCACAUGGAAGGGAAACAAGUUCAUGUUAACUUCAGAUUACCUUACAGCGAAAUCACUUUAUCGAAUAUUAAUCAAAUCUUGUUGAAGAGAAAAACUAGCCUGGCCAAUAAAGCUGAGGAUUCUAACGCCGCUACUCACCUAAUCCGUAAUGCUCUCGGACCGGAGCAUGGUCGUGUGUCUGCUAUGUUGACCCUACCAAUUCAUAUAUCACGUCUAUACAGGGAUGAUAUUACAGUUACUGUUAUAUAUUUCGAUACAGACUAUAUACGUGACCAUUUUCAUCAGACAUCGGCAGAAUGACUAUAAAUGACUCUAGAUUAUUGUUUCUACUAAUCACAAAGCAUGGUAUAACUUCUUACCUUUCUUGUUUUAAAAUUUAUUUAUGUGUGUAUGUUUAAAAAA